Messenger RNA from Corylus avellana, 618 nucleotides. The record is from RefSeq and is a predicted model, not a curated record. Lineage: Eukaryota; Viridiplantae; Streptophyta; Magnoliopsida; Fagales; Betulaceae.
AUGGGUAAUGUUAAGAAGGCAAUGAUUCUUUUCAACCAAAUGCUUAAAGCUGGUCCUUUCCCAACUAUGGUUACAUAUAACACACUCAUCAAUGGGUACCUUAAAUUGGGAAACCUAAACAAUGCUUUGAGAUUAUUGGAAAUGAUGAAGGAGAGUGGAUGUGACCCAGAUGAAUGGACUUAUAGCAAAAUUAUUUCGGGGUUUUGCAAGGGUGGCAAGUUGGAUUUUGCAUCUACUAUUUUCCAUGAAAUGGUGGAAAGAGGUAUUAGUCCAAACCAGGUCAGUUACACUGCUAUGAUCAAUGGAUAUUCUACAGAGGGUAGAUUGGAUGUUACCUUAUCAUUAUUUGGGAAGAUGGAGGAAAGUGGUUGCUAUCCAAGUAUUGAAACCUACAAUACCAUUGUAAGAGGGUUGUCCAAAGAUAAUCGCUUUUCUGAAGCUGAGAAAUUGUGCAACAAGUUGGCAGAGAAAGGAUUGUUGCCAAAUGUCAUUACCUACACAUCCUUUGCAGAAAUGGUGGGACUAAUCUUGCAUUCAAGAUCUUCCAUGAAAUGGAAAAAAGAAAUUGCUCACCAAAUUUGUACACAUAUACUUCACUCGUUUAUGGGCUAUGUCUAG